Messenger RNA from Octopus sinensis (East Asian common octopus), 2392 nucleotides. Its product is annotated as mitogen-activated protein kinase 10. Lineage: Eukaryota; Metazoa; Mollusca; Cephalopoda; Octopoda; Octopodidae. The record is from RefSeq and is a predicted model, not a curated record. Gene Ontology annotation, biological process: intracellular signal transduction; cell surface receptor signaling pathway; protein phosphorylation. Gene Ontology annotation, molecular function: ATP binding; MAP kinase activity. Gene Ontology annotation, cellular component: nucleus; cytoplasm. Bases 159 to 2018 code for a protein of 619 amino acids. The transcript has 6 exons.
CAUUAAAAAAGCAAAGAAAGUAGCUUUUGUUAAAGAUUAGCUUUGUAGUUCCUGUGAAGUACGUAUAAUAUAAGCAAGACGUGAACUGGGAUUUGAUGUGUAAUGAGGUGGUGAGCUCACUAGCAUGAUUAUACAGCUAAUUGAGAAAAGACUGGAGAAUGGCUCACCAUGGCAAGAAAAACUCUCAACAAUGCAUUUUAGAAGACCGUGAUUUUAAAGUUGAUUCUCGCUUUGUAAAUCUAAAGCCAAUCGGUAUUGGUGGCAAUGGCAUUGUAUAUUCUGCUGUAGACAGUGAAUGUGAAAAAGAAGUUGCUAUUAAAAAAAUAUGCUUUUCUGAUAAGAAAAGUUGUAAAUAUGCAUUCCGUGAACUCCGUAUUAUGCGUCGACUUCACCAUGAAAAUAUUGUGACAGUAUACGAGGUGUUAGGUCCUGGUGUAUGCAGUGUUGCAGAUAAUAUGAUGGGUUCUCUAUGUGAACUGAAUUCUGUUUAUAUUGUUCAAGAGCUAUUAGACACUGAUCUGCAACAGUUAUUGCUUGAUGAAGGCUGUCCACUUGGAGAAGAGCAUGUCCGUCUGUUCUUGUAUCAGUUGCUUCGAGGACUUAAAUAUAUACAUUCUGCUAACGUUCUUCACAGAGAUCUUAAACCCAGUAACUUGCUUAUUAACCUUGAUGACCUAACAUUGAAGAUUGGUGAUUUUGGAUUAGCAAGAGUUAUUGAUUCAGACUACACUCACAAAGGUUUUCUCACAGAUCAAGUAGGUACUUGUUGGUAUCGUUCUCCAGAAUUAAUUAUUUCACCAAAUGAUUAUACUAAAGCUAUUGAUAUUUGGAGUGCUGGAUGUAUAUUUAUGGAAAUGUUGACUGGUCAACCUCUGUUACCUGGUUCUCAUGAUAUGGAACAGAUCAGUUUAAUUCUUCAAUUAGUGAACAUUUCGGAUAAUGACUGGAACAGAGUAACUCAAGUCUUGCCAAAAAGUGUAAUGAAACGGAUUCCACGGGUACCUGAAAAAACACUCCGCGAUACUUAUCCAACAAUAGACCCAUCAGCUUUGAAUUUGAUUGAGAAAAUGCUGACUGUUAACUCCAGUCAACGAAUAAGUGCAGAGGAUGCACUACAGCACCCCUAUUUAAAGAGUUACUGCUGUCCCUCUGAUGAACCAAUAGCAACACAACCCUUUUUUAUUGAACAUGAAGUUGAUGAACUGUCUCCUAAAGCACUGUGCCAUUAUAUAACAGAACUGCAAGGAAAACAAUUUUCAACUGGCUCAGAAUACUUGCCAAAACAUUUAAACAUUUAUUGUGAAGACAAUAGCCUACAACCAAUUCCAUCCCACGGAGAUACAGCCAAAUCUCGGAAGUCUGAAGAACACAGAAGUAAAAAACCCGAAAUGAUCCAUGAACACAAAAGAGAAAAAAACAAAGAGCAAUGUAAUAUAUCAAAUAUGCAACGAUCACCCGAUUCUGCUAAUCACCCACUAUUAAAGAAGCCACAGAAACAACAUCCAGCAAAAUUAAAUAUUAAGAAACCAAAUCAAAGCAAGUCAUCUAAUAUAAAUGAUAGUUUUUAUGAAAUAAAAGUAAAAGAUAGAGUGAAUCUAGAACGCAAAAGUGAAACUCAUACUGGAAGGCAGCAAACAGGAAGCAGACGAACAGCAUCCUUUCUAAGCCCUAAAGAACAACUGCUAUCAGCAACUGAAGCAGACUCAUUGAAAUAUGCUGCAGAAAAGAACCAAUGUGAAAAAAAGCAAACUCGUCAAAAGUCAGGAGGAAGUUGCGACUUUGACAGUCGUUACAGACUUCCAACUGAACAUCUAACUAGACAGAACAAGCAAAGCCAGAGCCUUUGCAACCGUCCAUUAAAAUUGAAUCCCCAUAUCCUAGCAAACAAAUUUGAAAAGCUAAUUAUAUGGGACAAUGAAAACAUUACAAAUGAUGCUGAUCAGAACUAUGGUCCAUUACCAAUAAAACAAAAAAACAGAAAAGACCAAGAUAACAGUUCAGAAAGUGAUGACUCUUAACUCUUCAGAAAAAUUUAUAUUGAACAUAACAGUAUUUUAGUGAACAUUUCUAUCAAAUCACUGAACCAGAAUCUCUGGUACACUAAAUAACAUUGAACAAUCAACAUGUUUUCAAUAAAACUGGUACAAUUAAAACUGACUGCACCAACAGUGGUAUACCAGAACUGAUAAGCAAACCUGUAUGGACAUUUAUUGAAAUGUGCUUGAACAUUACUGCUCCAUGCAUAUCUCCCACAAAACAAUGUAUUUAAAAGGAAAGGUAUUUUUAUGUGUGCUCAUUCCUUAUAAAUUAAUGUAAAUUUGAUUUUCAGUCCUGGUAUCACACUUAAGGUAAAUAUAACCAUAAAUAAAUAAUAAAAAAGUUGUUGAAGAAA